Molecule: messenger RNA, 2574 nt
Organism: Metschnikowia bicuspidata var. bicuspidata NRRL YB-4993
Lineage: Eukaryota; Fungi; Ascomycota; Pichiomycetes; Serinales; Metschnikowiaceae
Gene: GAT1
Product: Gat1p
Exons: 2
Coding region: 416-2488 (690 amino acids)
Biological process (GO): negative regulation of transcription by RNA polymerase II; positive regulation of transcription by RNA polymerase II
Molecular function (GO): zinc ion binding; DNA-binding transcription factor activity, RNA polymerase II-specific; RNA polymerase II cis-regulatory region sequence-specific DNA binding
Source: RefSeq, a predicted model, not a curated record
CUGACCAAUUAUAUGGCUGGUCUACUAUAGAUAAGACUGCACACCAGGCGAGACGCACAGCUCUUGUGCCAAUCUCGUACGCAAGUGUAUCUGCGUGAUGGACUUCUCACAUUUGGCUCCUAGGGUAUUGACAUCUCUUCGACCAUUUUCUGCAUCGCACAGAACAAAUUAUCCGAGCCCGCCACCUUGUGAAGUUUUUGACAAACAACUCCGAAACUUCAAGAGGACUCGAAAAUCACGAGUUUCUCAGAAAAGAAAAACAUUUCUCAUCAUCUCUCUUUGAUAACGCGAUUUCUGACAUAACUCAACCAUCUGGUCUUACCAGUUCACCAAGGUCAAGAUCGAAGACAGCACCAUUAGAGAAGACCUGCCAAUAUCAUAUUCCUUGCAUCGAGCCUCUGCCAUAAGUACUUUCAUGGAUCCCAUUGACUUGGACCUAGACCUGAUAGAGCUGUCGGUGCAGCUCUGGCACAUGUAUAAGAACGCCAAAAAUCUUAUUCCGUACAAGUCUCGAAUGGAGAAUCUUGUGUGGAGAAUGAUGUAUGUCAAAAACAAAAGACUUCAGCAAGAGAAAAUCAACAUUCGCACGAGCCAUGACCUCGACUCAUUUUCCUCCAACACGUUACUAGGACAUAUUGGCUAUGAAGAAGCACCUUCUUCCCAGGAUGCUCGAAAGGAUGAUUUCGAUUAUGUUGCACAUAUCCGCCGCAUGAGUAACACUCAACAGUCUCGAAAGCGCCCAGCUCCCAUGCUGCCAUUUUUAUCUGCUCUGCAAGGCUCAGGUUUACCAGAAGCAACACACAACCAGCUACAUUCCAAUCUCUCUGCUGCUUUAAAAAGUACUGCAGUUCAACCCACAGCUUUAGGUGAGACCAACAAUAGCUUCGCCUUCCUUCUGGACCCUUCUGUAUUCGAAGAAGCCACGAACCAGGAGAACAUAGAGGAUAUAAGCAAACUGUUCCAAUUUUCCGGACCUCCAAAAACGUUUGAUAUAGAAUCAACUCAUGAGCCAGCAUCGUCCCACGCAAACAGACCAGCAUUUCCUCACUCAUUGUCUGCCAGACCUGCCGAUUUUCUAACAAACGGUUUUCACAUGCCUGAUAUCCAGGCUUCGCUGCCCUUUCAACAAACACCUGAGCCUGAACUAUCCAAUGUGGAUCCUAAUCUCUUUAACAGAUCUUCAAGCACACUGGGAAUAAUGUCAUCGGCCCCACAGGCUAUAAGCUUUCCGCUGACGCAAUCUCGAUUCCCUCCGUCGAAGAGACAAACGCCUCUGCUGCUGUAUGAACCUUCGACUUUCAUGUACCACGGAGGGUCGAACUCUUUCCUGGCACCUAUGAAAAGACAAGAUAACUCAUUGGUAAGUGUUGCGGAUCAUUUUGCAGCUCCUCUGAGGCCUUUUACGCCAUACGAUGAUGAAAUUGGCUCAAUUCCUGACUCGAUGAAUUUGGGAGGCUCUCAAUACGAUCCUAGCCUUUCAAAUAUGCUCUCAGCCAGGUCUUCCAUUGCAGAACCACUAUUAGUCAAUGACACGGACAGGAUGUCUUUCUUUGACACAAACGUGAGGAACCCAACUCAAUCUUAUCUCACUCUGCAGCUUUCAAACCAGCACCAGCUACAGCUACAGCAACAGCAGCUUCAAAACUCUCAUUUCGACACAACUGCUGGUACUUCGUGGUCGGAAAAUUAUGUUGAUGAUGUUGGUAGUCCUAUGGAGUCUAUUUCAACUUCGAAUUCGGGAACGACACCAAAUGUCAAUCGGUUAGUAUCUCUGCCCAAAAAAAAGACAAAGAUGAAGAAAAUGAAAAAGAAGAUAGAGUCUAAUGCAUUCAGCGGAAACUCUCCAUCUACGGGCAACAAUGGAAAAGGGGUGAAUGUACUGGAAAAUAGAACUGGGACACCAGUGACAUCUGGGGCAACUUCUAGAGGGAACCCAAAGAGUUCAAAUCAGAACUUGAAUUCAACUAAUAUUGAAUGUGCAAAUUGUUUUACAAAGACAACGCCUUUGUGGCGGAGGAAUCCUCAAGGUGAGCCGCUCUGUAAUGCAUGUGGUCUAUUUUUGAAACUUCAUGGAACUGUUCGGCCCUUGAGUUUAAAAACAGAUGUUAUCAAAAAACGACAGCGUGGACAGGGCACUGGUUCUGGUACAAAAAAGACUCCUCAGCAGAGCUCGGGGUUGUCGCAGAGCCUUAACACGAUCACUUCCAAAUCUGAUAGAGAUGGAGAUGACUUGAACCCCAAGCCUCUCAAUAAAAGCAGACAAAACUCUGCAGACAAAGCCGGUGCAUAUAAGAAAAAGGAGGUGAAGCCUUACGAUUCAGAAAUGGGUGAGUCAAUCACAGUUAAAUCAGAAGAAACUCUUAUCCCGAUUAAUGAACUGGACAAGGAAAGCGAAUGGUACUCAAUACCACAAAACAGCCUAAAAAUGGAUGUCGAGGAACACGAGGAGAAUAAAGGCCAAUGGGAUUGGCUAAUUAUGAAUAUCUAAUUGAUAUAAAAGCAUAGAUGCGGCUGUUAGAUUUUGUUUAAUAUAAAGAUUAUAGACUGCGUAUAAUUUCAAUUAUGUCCUCCGCC